Messenger RNA from Condylostylus longicornis, 1404 nucleotides. RefSeq names its product SET domain-containing protein DDB_G0283443-like. The record is from RefSeq and is a predicted model, not a curated record. Gene Ontology annotation, molecular function: protein binding. Bases 244 to 1404 code for a protein of 386 amino acids. NCBI's taxonomy places the organism in Eukaryota, Metazoa, Arthropoda, Insecta, Diptera, Dolichopodidae. The transcript is spliced from 3 exons.
UUAGCUAAAGAAACAAAUAAUUUACCAGAAAAAAUAUUAAAUAAAAUUCAUCAACGUGAAUUAGAUUGUUUAAAGCAUUUAAAUAAUGAUGAUAAUUCUAACAGCAGUAAUAGAAGUAAUAACGAUAAUGAUAAACCUGAAAAGCUCGAAAAAUUAACUACAUAUAUAAAAUUAUGUUCAAAUAAUAAUCCAUUAACACCAUAUCCAUUAGCUGAUUGCAUAAAUAUUGAAUUAACUGAAAAUAUGGGACGUGGUGUAUUUACAAAACGUGAUUUACAAGCUGGUGAUUUAAUUGGAAUCGAAGAAAUGUUCUCAUGGACAAUUAUGGAUGAAUGUAAAUAUUCAAGAUGUUUAAAUUGUAUGAAAGAAAAUUAUUUAAUGUUAAUACCAUGUCCAAAUUGUACUUGCGCAAUGUUUUGUAGCAAGAAAUGUUUGGAGGACGGAACUAACAAAUUUCAUCAAUAUGAAUGUCCAAUUAUUAAUUUUAUGUACGAUUAUUUACCAUCAAAUUUUAUACUUACAAUACGUACUUUAUUAAAUGUUAUCAAUGAAUUUUCUACAAUAAAAAAUUGUUAUACAAGUUGCGUGGAAAGUGUCACUAAAAAUAUAUACGGUGAUGAAACAAGUGAAUUUGAUUUUAAAGAUUAUAAAUAUAGUAAUGGUAUAAAUUUAAUAAAUUCAAUAUAUUAUGAUAAAAGUGAUGCAAUGGCAUUUUUUCCCUAUAUACCAAUAAUCGCAUUAUUAAAAUAUUUUUUAAUAAGAAAAACUAAAUUAAAAGAAAUGGUUAUUGAAAAAGAACACCAAGAUUUUAUAAGCGAAGCAAUGUUAUUGUAUACAAGGAUUAUACAGGACAGCUCAUAUGGUUCAAAAAUUAUUUUUAGUGAAGAUUCACCAGAAUUUCAAUUUUUAAGUCCAUUUGAAAGUUUAUUUAAUCAUUCAUGUAAUCCAAAUGUUGAACAUUGGAUUAUUGGUAAAAAAGUAUAUUUUUUAACAUUGAAACCGAUUAAAAAAGGAUUGCAACUACUUUUAAAUUAUUGUCCUGAUUUCGGUACACUUCCAAAAGAACAUCGCAUACUAUUUUUGGAAUCAAGAAAUUUUGUUUGCCGUUGCGAAGCAUGUUUAAAAGAUUAUCCAACUUUUAAUAUUGAAAAGGCUAAAAAUCAUAAACCAAAAUUAUAUACAAGAGAUUUUAAUGCGAUCUUAUCAAAUAUGGGUAAAAUUAAUGAUAUGACCCCAAAACAAGCAUAUACUUAUUUAAAACAAUGUUCAAAAUUUAUGGAAAAAUAUUAUUAUAAAUUUUUUCCUGAUCAACCAGUUAUUUUAAUUGAAAGAUUAAUUACAAAAAUUAUAUCGAAAUUAUUGGGUGACGAAUCAAUGAAAAAUGUUAUUAAGAAAAAUAAAUAG